Messenger RNA from Urocitellus parryii (Arctic ground squirrel), 1074 nucleotides. It is a transcript of the gene Gzmk, whose product is annotated as granzyme K. Gene Ontology annotation, molecular function: serine-type endopeptidase activity. Gene Ontology annotation, biological process: proteolysis. The record is from RefSeq and is a predicted model, not a curated record. Lineage: Eukaryota; Metazoa; Chordata; Mammalia; Rodentia; Sciuridae.
CAACUGGAAGGAAGUAUUUCAUCUAGGCUUCUCAAAUACAGGGCAUUAAAAUGACUAGGUAUUCUUUGUCUCUGUUUUUCUUAGUAGCUGGGGCUCACCUAAUUCCAGAGUAUUUCAGUAUGGAAAUUAUUGGAGGACAGGAAGUACCACCUCAUUCCAGGCCCUUUAUGGCCUCCAUCCAGUACAAUGGCCACCAUACUUGUGGAGGAGUUCUGAUCCAGCCACAAUGGGUGCUGACAGCAGCCCACUGCCACCCUCGGUCGGUCAAAGGCCAAUUUCCCACAGUGGUUUUAGGAGCACAUUCUCUGUCAAAGAAUGAGCCCUCCAAACAAACAUUCGAGAUUAAAAAAUUCAUACCAUUUUCAAGUCUUAGAUCAAAUUCUAAAUCAAAUGACAUCAUGCUAGUAAAGCUUCACGGGGCCGCAAACCUCAACAAGCAUGUCCAGUUGCUCCACCCAAGAUCCAAAAGCUAUAUUAGAUCUGGCACCAAAUGCCAAGUUACUGGUUGGGGAGCCACUGACUCAAAAGUUUUCAGCAUGUCUGAUACCCUUCAGGAAGUCACUGUUACCAUCAUAGAUCGAAAAGUUUGUAACAGCCAAAGUUAUUACAACCACAAUCCUAUUAUAACCAAAGACAUGAUAUGCGCAGGAGGCACCAGAGGCGAUAAGGAUUCCUGCCAGGGUGACUCAGGUGGCCCCUUGGUCUGCAAAGGUAUCUUCCAUGCCAUUGUCUCUGGAGGUCACAAAUGUGGCAUUGCCAAUAAGCCUGGAAUCUACACCCUAUUAAAUAAGAAAUAUCAGGUUUGGAUCAAAAACAACCUGGAACCACCUCGAACAUAUUGAGAUUGUAAAUAAUUUUCUUGGAUCUUCCAGUUACUUGCUCUGUUUUGUCAUGUGCUCACAGAUCAACAUUAUCUUCAGAUGUAUGUAGAUACAGGUACAAAAGAGCUAAGUUGGGGUACAUUUCUGGAAGACUUAUUUUGUUAAGGAAUGAAGCUCUUUUUCAUGCACAUCACUAAUGUAUUUUUACCAUGCUGAUUUCAUCCUAAAUAAAAUUUAGAAGAUUCUUCAUUUG